AUGGCGUCAAAUAACCCAGAAGCUCUUCAAGAUGAUGAGUUGAUUCCUGAAUCCGUUGAAGGAUACCAUGUUGGAGAAAAAAAGACCAUCGAAGAAUAUACGAAGUUAGAUGCUGAAGAUGAAAGUUUAGCUAAAUGGAAGGCUUCGCUUGGAUUAUCAGAUAAUAGUAAUGCUUAUCCAGUCAAAGCUGGUGACAAGCGUAAAGUUGUUAUCGUUGAAAUGUCAUUGCAGUUCCCAAAUCAACCAGAGUUACAACCUAUUGUAAUUGAUUUGGAAGAUGCACAAGGUAACACGAUAGCCGGUAAAGAAAUCAAGUUCAGUAUUAAGGAAAAAUCGGUUUACCAGUUCGUUAUUAAAUUCCGUGUGCAGCAUGAAAUUAUUACUGGCUUAAAGUACUUACACCUGAUUAAGAAAACAGGUAUCAGGGUUGAUAAAUUAGAGGAACCAUUAGGAUCGUAUGCACCAAAUACUAAAGAAAAGCCAUAUUAUGAGAAGGUAUUCAGUGAGGUGGAGGCACCUUCAGGUAUGUUGGCAAGAGGUAGCUAUUCUGCUAUUACCAAGUUUGUUGAUGACGAUAAAAAUGUUCAUUUGUCAUUCCCGUGGAGUUUCCAAAUUACGAAGUGA
Messenger RNA from Debaryomyces tyrocola, 624 nucleotides. The record is from the annotation of a GenBank genome assembly. Lineage: Eukaryota; Fungi; Ascomycota; Pichiomycetes; Serinales; Debaryomycetaceae.